AUGGUCAAAAUUGCCGAAAUUGUGACAGAAAGAGAAGAUGAAUGGAAUCCACGCUGUCUGUUUUCUGCCGAAGAUCUGCGGAAUGCAAUCUCUGAACUUGUCCUUGCUAGCGCAGAUGAAUAUCCUCGACCUGAUACUUGUCUUGGAGACCUGUCAUCAAUCGCUAAGAUACAAGCGCCUGAUCGUCGGCCAAGCUCAGUAUGCGACACAGAGUUGUCUGUUUAUCAUCAGCUUUAUCCAACAAGUGAGCAAAUAAAGAUCUUCGCGGAUGUAAAAUACUUCUUCGCCAUCGCGUGUGGUGGAGGUCUCUGUGACGAGGGACGGGCUAGGGCGGUAGCUGAAGCAGCGAAUGAUAUUCUGAUUGCCGAUUAUUGUGAGGCAGCAGACCCGAGCUCUCUGAAACGGCUACAGCAAGUGGGCGGGGCGGCUACGGCAUUCCUGAAGCUGUGUCACCUCGCCGGCGUUGUUACUGAUUGGCAGUUUAACAAUACCGUGGCUAUCAUUAUUCAAUUUCGCACUCUUGGGUACUAUCGUGGUCACUCUCGCCCACUCUUACCCAGUGGCGUAUACGGGAGUCGCAUGACAAGCUUACUCGCACCUCGUCAUAUUGACCUUGCCAUCUAUAUUGGUGUCAUGGUAGCGUCUCUUGGCACUGGGGAGGAAAUCACCAGGGACCAAUAUGAACUCCUCGUCGAGGCAUGCUGUUUCAUUAACGAUCUGAUUGACUUCCGAAGUGACACAAUGCGGAAGGUGAGGGAGAAUGUCAUUCUCAGGGGCAUCCGAGGCAACUUUUGCGAGCAUAUGGAUGGCUUGAUAUCGUCCUGUCUGCGCUUAUCAGCCAACGCCAUCCGAUCUAGCCGCGUCAGUGCUCUCGUGGUCAUGGGAUAA
This is a messenger RNA of Penicillium odoratum, 888 nucleotides long. RefSeq lists its product as uncharacterized. The transcript has a single exon. The coding region runs from base 1 to 888 and encodes 295 amino acids. The record is from RefSeq and is a predicted model, not a curated record. NCBI's taxonomy places the organism in Eukaryota, Fungi, Ascomycota, Eurotiomycetes, Eurotiales, Aspergillaceae.